GUGCGGGUAAGAAUGUUUAAAAAAGUGCUGUGGCAAUUGUCUAAAAAUUUUAGUACAAAAAUAGGGAUUGUGGGGGUUCCUUUUGAGGAAGGUCAAGGCAAAAUUGGGGUGGCCAAUGGACCGGAAGCGAUACGAAAAGCCAAUUUAAUUGAAAAUAUAAAAUCAAUUCACCAAGAAAUCGACAUCCACGACUAUGGAGACGUCUCUUACACUUCCCUUGAGAAUGUGGAAGUUCCCAAUAUGAAAAAAUACUCGGACGUGGCCGCUUGCAACUUCCAAGUAUCCAGAAGCGUGGAAAAAAUCCUAAACGAUGGAAGAAUCUGCCUAACUCUAGGCGGUGACCACUCAAUCGGUAUUGGUACUGUGGAUGGCCACAUCAAGGCCAAAAACGAAAAAGUUUGCAUAUUAUGGGUCGACGCACACGCUGAUUUGAAUACAAACAAAACUUCUGUUUCUGGAAACAUUCACGGGAUGCCUCUUGCCAUUCUCGUCAAGGAGUUGGCAGAUUAUUGGCCAUAUCUCCCGGGGAUGGAUUGGCAGAAACCCAUCUUGCCGAUACGAAAUGUGGCAUAUAUUGGGUUGAGAUCAGUGGAUUCGUACGAGAGGUUGAUUAUUGAGCAGUUUGGGAUCACGGCCUAUGGGAUGGAGGAUGUGGAGAAUUACGGGAUCCACAAUAUUGUGAACAUGGCGUUGGACAGGAUUGAUCCGCAUAGAAUGCUUUCGAUACACUUGAGUUUUGAUAUUGAUAGUUUGGACUCGUUGGAGGCGCCGUCGACAGGGACUUCAGUCCGCGGAGGUCUAACUCUCCGAGAAGGAAUCCACCUCGUGGAACAAAUUUACAAAACGAGCCGUUUAGGGGCUAUGGACUUAGUCGAAGUGAAUCCCUCCAUUGGAUCCCCCAAAGACGUCCAAAAAACAGUUGAGGCUGCGGUCCAUCUACUCAUGGCGGCGUGUGGGUACACCCGUCGCGGACUAAUACCUCGAGGACCCGAUGGCUCACCCAUUAGAACAAUCCCAAGUCCCGUUUAAAUAAAGCGAUUAA
Messenger RNA from Tribolium madens (black flour beetle), 1042 nucleotides. RefSeq names its product arginase-1 (gene arg). NCBI's taxonomy places the organism in Eukaryota, Metazoa, Arthropoda, Insecta, Coleoptera, Tenebrionidae. Gene Ontology annotation, cellular component: nucleus; cytosol; cytoplasm. The transcript has 4 exons. The coding region runs from base 13 to 1029 and encodes 338 amino acids. Gene Ontology annotation, molecular function: arginase activity; manganese ion binding. The record is from RefSeq and is a predicted model, not a curated record.